AUGGCGGAGCCGAUGUCCUGGCAGGCGACUUGCGAGCAAGUGUUGCAGCAGAUCUCCGCGGUCGCGAGCUACGGCGUCACGGAGCAGGAGCUGACGCUGGCCCUGCGCAUGACGCUCGACAGGGUGGACAGCAGCACGCGCUCGCAGCCUUGGGCGUUCAUGAGCACGCACUCCGGCUACGAGGUGCACGCCACGUCGCGGGAGGUGGUGGACGCGCUGAUCGGCGCCGCGCCGUGCGGGCACCUGAUGAGCACUGCCGAGGAGUUCGGGCGCGCGCUGCGCCGUGCGGGCGAGGCGAUCACCGUCGCCGAGCUGAACGCCGCCGCGGCGUCGCUGCUCGGGCACCUGCGCGCAGGCGGCCGGCAGCACGGCACCGUGGUGGUGUCCUGCCCGGCCUUCAUGCUGGAGGAGGCGACGCGGCAGCGCGUGCCGUUCCAGCCGCCGUCGGCCGAGGAGGUGCGGCGGGCGCUGUGUGGCGUCGAGGAGCUGACGGAGGCGGAGGUGACCGAGGGGCUGGUGGAGGUCCCGGCUUCGCUGCUGGCGCCGCUCGAGCCAGUCGCGCCCGUGGAGCGGGCGGAGCUGCCGGACGGGGUGGUCUCCUUGCGGCUGCCGAACGGCCUGCGCGUGCGCCUGUUGGUGCGCCCCAGUUCGCCCGACGGCCCCGUCGAGGGCACCAUGCGCCUCACCAUGCCGGGCGGCCGCGCCGGCGAGCUGCGCCGCGGCCUGCCGGCAGGGUCCACAGAGGCCAGCUUGAGGACCCUGGAGAGUUGCGGCGUGGGUGAGUGGAAGCGGGAGCAGCUGCAGCUCUACCAGAAGCUGCGGUCCACCUCCGUGGAGCUCCGGGCGGGGGCCGACGUGUCCGAGGCGUUCGUGCACUUCGCCUCCAGCGCCGACUCCUGCAGGGCCGGGCUGGAGUACCUGCACUGGCUGCUCCGGCAGCCGCGGAUGGACAUGCAGGGCUUCAUGGAGGGCCAGCUGCGCAUGAAGGGCAACGCCAACGCCCGGGAAAAGUCCCUCGAGAACAGAGCCACACAGGCGCUGCUCGAGGGCAUGUACCCAAACGACCCGUGGAUCGCGGAGCCCACCCUCAGGCAGGUCAACAUGCUGUCGAUGGGCCAGGUGCGGCGCGCUGCGGAGGCGCAGCUCGGCGACGUCGGCCAGCUCCAGCUGGACAUCGUUUGCAGCGCGUCUCCCCGCGGGCCCUCGACCGGGUCUGGCCUCAGCAGGCCCACGGAGGAGCGCGGAGGGCGGUCCGCUGGCGGACGAGGCCGUGGGCGAGAUGAGGCAGCUGCUCGAGCUCGAGGUGUGCCGCACCGUGGGCCUGCUGCAGCCUCCCGCGGCGGGCUCCACGCCGCUGCCGGCGCCGGCGCCGUCGUCGGCUCCGCGCGGCGGCGAGCUGCGGAUGCACGUGCCCGACAGCAAGGAGCCGCGGUCUGGUGCUCAUCGCCGGGGGCGCCCCGGGCUACUGGGGGACGGGCGACGCUCAGUGGCGCGCGGAGGCGGAGCAGAAGGGCUUCUCCUGGGGCAGCGGCGUGCACCCGCUGUUCCCGGCCAAGGCCAUGGAGAUGA
Prorocentrum cordatum is the source of this 1569-nucleotide messenger RNA. NCBI's taxonomy places the organism in Eukaryota, Dinophyceae, Prorocentrales, Prorocentraceae. The record is from the annotation of a GenBank genome assembly.